CUGCCAGUUUGACUGUGGACACAAAAAACUGCGAAUCAAGGAGAGGGACAGCGCCCAGAAUAACUGUAAACCUCUGCAAACUGUGUGGAGCAUCGUGUCGGAAAUGAGACCCCGGUCGUUUUAUCCGGUGUGUCGGACAUAAAAUCAGAGGACAUGUCCUUGGGUUUGUUGAAGCCACAGCGCUACACUCAACUCUCCAAGCAUGCUACAAUAGUGACAAUCUCUCUCCACUCCGCAGGCCUGUUUGAUCCUAGAGAAACGUGCCUUGUAAGGAAGCAGGAUGUUCACAGGCUCCACCAAACAGCCACCCACUAAAACCCCGCAGCCCGAGCGGCUGGAUGAGGUCUACGCUGCCUUACGACGAGGCUUACAGUCGUACCUGCAGGUCCACCAGCUGGAGCUGGACAGUCUGGGUCAGCAGUCACGAGAGAACAAGAGGAACGGUCGUCUGGGGUCUUUGUAUGAGCUGGACAAGCAAGUGAAAGCCAUAGAGAGGUUUAUGCGCCGCCUGGAGUUCCACCUCAGCAAGGUUGAGGAGCUGUACGAUGCUUAUUGUAUACAGCGGCGACUGCGUGACGGAGCGAGUAAGAUGGUGGCGGCCUUUAACGUGGCCACCGGCAGCCGGGAGGCCAGAGAGAGCCUGAGUGAAGCCAACAAGGGCUACAGGGAGUGCACUGAGCACAUGUGCUCUCUUGAGAGUGAAUUAGAAAGCCAGAUGGGAGAAUUUCAUGUCAAGAUGAAGGGCCUCGCUGGCUUCGCACGGCUCUGUGCUGGUGACCAGUAUGAGGUUCUAAUGCGCUAUGGGCGUCAGCGCUGGAGGCUACGAGGCCGCGUGGAAGUCAGCAACAAGCAGAUAUGGGAUGGUGAAGAGUACAUCUUCCUGCCUCUCGUCACAGAACUGCUGUCAAUCAAGGUGACAGAGCUGAAGAGCCUGGCCAAUCACGUGGUGGUGGGCAGUGUGUCCUGCGAGAUGCUCGACCUAUUCUGCCCGCUGCCCCAGACGCUCGCCGUGGACAUCAACGACCUCGGGACGGUGAAGCUGAACCUUGAGGUGACCUGGAGUCCUUUUGAUAAGGACGACCAGACGUCCUCCACCAGUACAGUCACCAAGCGGCUGCUGUCCAAUCAGAGCCCUCCUGACACGCCCUCUAUGCGGGAGCAGGUGUUUUAUUCUCUGCUGAAGCGGCAGGGGGAGGUGGAGAACGGCACCGUCUGGUCCAACUCGUCCGAAUCCUCCGACGACUCGUCCAGCCCGGCGCUCGCUCACCACGCUCAGAGGCUCACGGCCUCCAACAUGCUGCAAACCACGCUCACCUCUCAGCUGUCCAUCACGCCACACAAGUCCAGCGCCUCAACGCCAUCGCUCUCAUCCAACCAGGAGGAGGACGAGACUGAAGCCGGGGAGGUUUUCUCUCAGACGGACGCGGUUCCCAACGGCCACCUGCUGACUUCCUGCUCUCACAGUGCAGACUGUACUUCUGCUGAUAGAGCGUCUAUCCAGUCAGCGGAUCUCUCUGAAACUUCAGCAGACCUGAGCUGCUCCUGCCCCGACGUGUACUCUGUAGAUGCUUCGUCCACUCAGGAUUUGUCCGAAAGUGGCGUCCCACAUGUGUGUAUUUCCGCAGAGGAGGUAAAACAGUCUGAGGACUCGCCAAUGCAGGCUGGACAGACUGAAGCAGAAACAAAGGACAGCACCACUGAAGCAGCAGAGGACGAAGCAUCAGAGACACACAGCCAGUCCGUCCAGGAGUCAAAACAACCGCAGGACCCUCCAGCGGUUCCUUUUCCAGUUUCUUCUAGUUUCAAUCUAGAGGUCGAGACGGCUCUUGAAAGUUUCGACUUCCUCAACUGCUCUGACCUCGAGGAAGAUGAGGAGGAAGAGGAAAAAGAGGGAGGACAUGAAGAGCAAGUAGAAGACAAAAAGGAGGAGGAUGCUGGGCAACAUGAAGAGAACAAAAUCAAAAUGGAUGACAAGAAUGUGGAGGAACAAGAAAAGGAGGAGAGAUUUGCCUCUGGAGGAAGCGAUGACGAGGAGGCAGACGGUCUGCAGAUCCUUAUGGAAGCUCCCGAAGGAUUCAGGAACUCAGAUGAAGAUCGUUUCUCUGAAUCACAGGAAUCAAGCGUGGAGGACGCGCAGGAUCUGUGUCAGAUAGAGAUGCCUGACGAGAAGGAAGAUGACAGCGAGAAAAAGGGAGAAAAUCAAAACGGAGAGGACGUGUCUCAUGGCCAGGAGGAGCGUCCCUCCACUCCCAAACAUUUGGCUACUACAGUCUUCUAAGGACACGGAGGAGCCAUGGCUAAACCAUUUCUCCCACUCUGAUCUCCUCAUGCCAUCUCCCUAUCACACUGCGGUAUCGGAGGCCUUGAGGAUGUUCCACUUUCUGCUCAGACAAACAAGCUCGUCCGCUCCGGCCGGGUUUGUGCACAUAUUUGCCUUGUUCUGACCAAGAACGAUAAACCUCCAGGUUUCUGCGUUUUGAAGUCCCUCUUCAAACGUCAUUUUCUUUCAACAUGUUCCUCAUCACGUUGCCUGAGUGAAAGCAGGAUACCACUUAGUUUACACUUAAAUAAACUGUUCCUGUCAUGUGAAAAUGUAAUGUCAAAAACAUUUCAGGAACAGCUUAAAGCGGCCUUGUUUUUGGCUUUAUUACAGUGCAUAUUUUGAAGUAAUCUAAUAGUUUUUUUAAAUGGUUUUAUAAUUUCAAGUUAAUGGAGUUUUUCAAUCUACAGAGUAACAAACAAUCACUGAGUUGCAUUCAAAACUGUCAGUAUUUGUGGAUAUAAAACAACUUUUAAAGUUAUGAUUUUCAGUGUUAAAUCAGUGUAAAGCUCAGAGCUCUUUCCACUGUGUGAGCAUGUGGUGUUUGUCUAAAGAUUUACAUUUUGUGCUGUGGACACAAUCCCAUAUACAAAACAGGAUCUUUUAAUUUACGCAUCGUCGAGAGUUAAUUACUCAAAAGUACACAAGAGCAGAAGUUACAUUUGACCCUCACCAGGAACAUAAGUAACAUAAGGACUGAAUAAAAACACUUUUGAGUUUCUGCUCAGAGCUCAUUCUGGUCCAACAUGAAAACAACCUGCAGUGUAAAACUAUAUUUAAACCUGCAUGUGUAGCUGCCUCACACUGCCAGCAUGUCUGUAUAAAAGCGUGUGUAAGCCAGGCUCCACUGCAGGCAGCCAUCAGGUCUGCAGCUGUGUACAGAAGCCGCCUCAUGGGGGCGCUAUAGUCCUUCAGCAUCAUGCUUUACGUUGUUCUACAAAAGCCUCGACAUUCAGAAAGUGCCUCAAGUGACAGAGAUGUAAGGUUUUAAAAUGCAACGACAGAAGAGAUCAGGCUAAAGAUAACAGUGUUUAUUUUCUGAAUUACUUUAAGAGUGUGCACAAUAAGAGAUAUUUACUGUUUCAUAUAAAGAAUUGUAUAUGUCUUGAAAUGUUUAUGUUCAGAAAUGUUUAAACUUUAUAAAGGUUUCUUUAAAAUGA
This is a messenger RNA of Eleginops maclovinus (Patagonian blennie), 3480 nucleotides long. Its product is annotated as rho family-interacting cell polarization regulator 1-like. The transcript has 17 exons. The record is from RefSeq and is a predicted model, not a curated record. Bases 281 to 2278 code for a protein of 665 amino acids. NCBI's taxonomy places the organism in Eukaryota, Metazoa, Chordata, Actinopteri, Perciformes, Eleginopidae.